Molecule: messenger RNA, 3137 nt
Organism: Phalacrocorax carbo (great cormorant)
Lineage: Eukaryota; Metazoa; Chordata; Aves; Suliformes; Phalacrocoracidae
Source: RefSeq, a predicted model, not a curated record
GGGGCCCGGCCCCGCCUGGCCCCCGGCCCCGCAUGUGCCACCCAGCCUGUGCCCCCUGCCCUGCCCUGCGGCGGCCAAGUCAUCCCUGGCGGUGGGGAGGCAGAUUCAGGGCGGAUUUUAAUUCUUGAGAGGAGAAGUGGGGGAAGCAGAGCAAGAGGGUGGCGGGGUGCCGACCCAACCGGGGCCACCCCCGGUGCCCUGCGGGUCUGGUGGCAGGGUGCCAAUGUGCACGUCCCACCUGGGCUCGAUGCCCAGCCAGGAUGACCUGUGGAUGCAGGGGACUCCCCGGACCAAGCGUCACAUGGAGGGCUUGGCCAUCUUGUGCUGGCAGGGAGAAUCAUAGAACCAUUAAGGUUGGAAAAGAUCUCUAGGAUCAUCAAGUCCAUCCGUUAACCCAACGCUACCAUGCCCUGAAGUGCUGCGUCUACACAUCUUUUAAACACCCGCAGGGAUGGCGACUCCACCACCUCUCUGGGCAGCCUGUGCCAAUGCCUGACCACUCUUUCACGGGGAGUGGGCACGGCGCAGAGGUUGGGGACCUUCGCCCUUUGCAUGGGGGCACGCGGUGCCCACCAGCAGCACCGCCGGAGGGCGGCAGCAUCACCGAGAGGUGGCAGGGUGCAGGCGGGCAUCCCCACCCCGGGGGCCCCGGGCAGGGCAGCAGCUUCGUGGAGGGUUUCCUUCCUCCUGCCCCCAGGCUGCGCACCCGCCAGCCGCCCCGAGCUGCGCCGCUGCAAGCGCCUCUCAUGUGACCGCCGGCUUCCUGUGCGCUUCCCGGCCUCGGUGCCGGUGCUGCGGUACGUGCCGCGCCAGGCGCUGCCCGAACACUGGACCCUUGCUGCCGGGCCCCAGCACCAUGCUGCGCCGCAAGUCCUCCAAUGCCGGCGAGAAGGAGCCGGGACACAAAAAGCUCUCCCUCCAGCGCUCCAGCAGCUUCAAGGACUUCGCCAAGUCUAAAGUCAGCUCUCCUGUGCCAAGCGAGAAGGAGUUCAGCCUGGAGGAGAACAUCCCCGAGGAUGAAUCCAUCAGCGCCAGCCCUGACGAUGCUGCACGGGGCAGCGGCAUGAAGCUGGGCAAGAAGUGGAGGGCCGUCAUCUCCCGCACCAUGAACCGCAAGAUGGGCAGGAUGGCCGUGAAAGCCCUGGCCGAGGGGAAGGGAGAGGUGGAGGAAGAGGGGUCCCUGUGCCCACAGCCCCCAGCCGGCAGCACGGAGGAGCCCAGCCAUGAAAAGGUGCCCAUGUCUUACAUGGAGAUGGAGGAAGAUGGGCACCCAUCCAUCAGCCGCCAGCCAUCCAGCGGCAGCGAAGUUUCCAGCCCUGGCCCCUGCAGCAGCAACCGGGACAGCCUGCGGCUGGAGGAGAGCGGUCCAGCCUACACCGGCCCCUUCUGCGGCCGGGCUCGCGUCCACACCGACUUUACACCCAGCCCGUACGACAAGGACUCGCUGAAGCUGCAGAAAGGGGACAUCAUUGGCAUCAUCGAGAAGCCACCUGUGGGCACCUGGACCGGGCUGCUCAACAACAGGGUGGGCUCCUUCAAGUUCAUCUACGUGGACAUCAUCCCCGAGGAGACGGCCCCUGCCCGCAAGAGCCGGGGCUCCAGCAAGAGCAAGCGGCUCAAGCCCAAGACCCUCCAUGAGCUGCUGGAGCGCAUCAACCUGCAGGAGCACACCUCCACCCUGCUGCUGAACGGCUACCAGACCCUGGAGGACUUCAAGGAGCUGCGGGAGACCCACCUCAACGAGCUGAACAUCACAGACCCCCAGCAUCGCGCCAAGCUCCUCACGGCCGCCGAGCUCCUCCUGGAUUAUGACACAGCGAGUGAGCCGGAGGAAGGCGACAGCUCCGAAGCCCAGCCUUCACCCUCGGAGCCCAUGGGGGACAUUCCCCGGGACUCGGGCUGCUUCGAGGGAUCAGAGACCCUAGACAGCAACCGGGACGAGGCCGAGCUGGGGGAUCCCGAGGGGCAGCUGCGGGCUCUCUCCCUGGCAGAGUCCUCCUGAGCCUGCCCUGCCUGCUAGCACUGCCCCGCCGACGGGCGCAGCCCACCGCCGCUUCCCACCCUGGCCUGGCAGCGGGUCCGGACUGGAGGGGAUGGCUGCUCACGGGGGAAGCAGGUGAGCCCCAGCUGCGGGAGCCCAUGGACCUGGCGCGGGCCCCCUGCGCUGCAGGCGGGCACUGCGUGGCUGCAGGCAGCUCAGCCCUCGGACCCCCGAGGCUGCCCCGUUUGCCACCCCCACGACAUUUUGCACUGCGCUGCCUCGCACUGCUGCCCCGGCACGGGUGCUCACGGCACCCUGGGGCACCGCGCUCCCCGUCGAGGUGCCGCGGGCCCCGAUUGCCUCUCCUGGGCUUGCCCCACUUUAUCCCCAGCUUUAAGAGCUCCUCCUGGAGCCCUCGUCUGCUGGGCUGAGCAUGCAGGAGCCUGCAAGGACAGGGAGGACUUCAGCAGGCAGGGUUGGAGCAAAGCCAGUGCUGAGCUGCUGUGUGUGAGAGCAGAGGUCCCACCAAGCCCAGCUCCUCGCCGGCAGGGAGGACACUCACACUGCCUUCCUCCAGCAUCUUCCUCGCAGAGCCAGGGCGGGCAGAGAAAGGUUUGCUAGAAAGUCUGGGAUUGUGGGGGCAGAGGUUCAGGCGAGCUGAGAGCAGCCCAGCAAGGGCACCGCGAGCCCCCGCCCUCGGCUCAAGGGGAGCCCCAAAGGCUGCCUGCAGCUUCCCACCAAACCUGGUCCAGCUACGAGAAGGAGCUGGAGCCAGGCACCCUGCUGCCCUGCAGGCAGGUGGGCUCGGCUGUGACCCGGCAGGACAGCAGGACAGCCCCUUCCAGACCCCCGCCGCCAAGCACUGGCCACCCCAAGGACCUGCUUGGCAAGGGGCAGGGGAGCUGCAGCCCAGCCAGGGCCCUGCAGAGCCUCCCUGCAUGGGCAGGAGCAGACACAGGGGCAGGCAAGGGGAGGCAUCCACAUGGGAUAUGGGGCAGGCUGGUGCCUGGCUCAGGGUACCUACCCCAGCCCCCUUCAGCCCAGCUCCCACUGCGGCACGCGACCGUCUCCAGCCCCUGCGCUGCAGUAUCGGCCUCUGGUUACCCAGUUUCCUCCUUUGCGCUCAAUCCCAAUAAAAAUAUUCAAGUCUGUCUCA